AUGUCUUCCACCAGAGAGAAAGGCCUCAUCGUGAGCUUCGGCGAGAUGCUCAUUGACUUCGUCCCCACCGAAUCCGGCGUCUCCCUCGCUGAAUCCCCAGGCUUUCUCAAAGCUCCCGGCGGUGCUCCGGCCAACGUCGCCAUUGCAGUCACUCGUCUCGGAGGUCGCUCCGCCUUCGUUGGUAAGCUAGGUGGUGAUGAGUUCGGUCACAUGCUUGCUGGAAUCUUGAGGGAGAACGGCGUUGAUGAUAAGGGGGUCACCUUCGACGAGGGAGCAAGAACCGCACUCGCUUUCGUCACGUUGCGUUCAGACGGUGACCGUGAGUUUAUGUUUUACCGGAACCCAAGCGCCGACAUGCUUCUCCGACCAGACGAACUUAACCUCGAACUAAUCAGAUCC
Molecule: messenger RNA, 399 nt
Organism: Raphanus sativus (radish)
Lineage: Eukaryota; Viridiplantae; Streptophyta; Magnoliopsida; Brassicales; Brassicaceae
Product: probable fructokinase-1
Exons: 1
Biological process (GO): fructose metabolic process
Cellular component (GO): cytosol
Molecular function (GO): fructokinase activity
Source: RefSeq, a predicted model, not a curated record